Perca fluviatilis (European perch) is the source of this 1903-nucleotide messenger RNA. RefSeq names its product SH2 domain-containing protein 7-like. The transcript is spliced from 9 exons. The coding region runs from base 217 to 1695 and encodes 492 amino acids. Gene Ontology annotation, cellular component: cytoplasm. The record is from RefSeq and is a predicted model, not a curated record. NCBI's taxonomy places the organism in Eukaryota, Metazoa, Chordata, Actinopteri, Perciformes, Percidae.
CCAUCCUCCUCUUCGUGCAUCUUUCCUCGAAGUUUCUUCUUCGUGCAGCGCAGCGGAUGCCCACUCCUGUUUCCAUCCGCAUGACAGCCUGCCUCUUGGAGAGGGGGAGCAUGGGAGAUGUAGUGUAUUUCAACGUGUCAUACUCCCUCAGAACACCUUCGGUUGGAUGUUACAGACUGUUCAGAAGUUGAGAGAAGCAUUUGAAAGUUUGCUGAAAUGACACCAGGUUCAAACUGCACACGCUUAAGGAAAGGGAUUGAAAGAAAUUGCUGUGUACGGUACAAACAACAGAAAUCCAGAUCAGGGUCAGUGACAAAGGAUCCCAGACCUAGAAAAUCCCCCUGCCUCAGGACCUGUCUGACGUUUUGCUUUAAGGACCAGGCAAGGAUGGAGCAAAGGGAGUCACCAGUGGAUUCUCAUGUUGAGGGGACUGAAGGAAGAUUCAGGGAAUUGGCUUCAAAGUGGUUCAUAGAGACUCAAGUUCCACUCAUCGUCCACAACGGCUUCUUCCCCACUUGGUUCCUGGGCUUCAUCACAAGAAAGGAGGGUGAAGAAAUACUCAGAGAAAAGGAGCUGGGCUGUUUCCUGAUCCGUCUCAGUGAUAAGGCCAUCGGAUACAUACUGUCUUAUAAAGGCAGGGAUCGGUGUCGACAUUUCGUGAUAAACCAAAGUGAAUCAGGGCAGUUUUUCGUUUGUGGAGACACUAAAGGGCACGACUCUGUCUCUGAUCUCAUAGAAUACUACAAGACUAGCUCCAUUCAGCCGUUUGGAGAGUACCUGACAUCUUCGUGUUUUGAGGCACUGGAUAAAGAGCUGUAUGAUACCAUCCAGGUUAGCCCUAAAGAAAAGCCUGUGGUCUGUGAAGCUGUGAAGAACAUACGAAAACCACAGAUGAAAUCGGCCUCAGUGCAGCCGCCUGCACGACCACCAAAGAGCAACAGGACACUAGAGGAAGUACCACCUUUGCCUCGGAGGAGCAGGCACCUUGAUAGUGGCCCCGUAAAUGACAUUUUGUAUGCUCAGCUCAGGAAGCAAAUACCUAGGGAGACACCGAGAUCCCGACACAUCUGUCAGGACAAUUUCCCUGGCAAUAAUCCAAGGAGAGCUGGAAGAUCCCCAACCCAGGAUCAGAGCAGGUGUAGUCCUCCAGCUGGACCACAGUCUGUAUAUUGUGAGCUCGGUCUGUUGGACACCAAGAGCAGAUCUCUAACGCUUCUGGACGACAGCUCUGAUGGAGAGCAGUCUUACAGGCUGAGUGCAUCCCCUCACACGCCACCGAGACUUUCCCCCAGGCCGGUCAGACAAGCCAAUUACUUUGGCCCGGCGCCAGAGAGGACAGACUCGUGCAGCAGAGCCAGCAGCUGCAACAGCCUGGAAAACAUGAGUGACAGCGCUGUCUAUCACCUGGCUGGCAGGCCUGGUAGCCCACACACUACACCCUCUGGGGCCAGGUCAUCGGCAACAGAGCAGCACAGUGGUUCAGUGUAUGCUGAGGUCCCCAUUGAAGCCGGCGUUGGCCGCUUCCCUCAUGACAAUACAUAUGAGCUGAUUCCUGGCCACGAGAACACACCUCAACCCAACAGCAACACUUAUGAGCCUCUGGAGGACAUCAGGCCCAAACAUAACCCCUCUUCCUGGGGGUUGAAGAACGAUAAAUGGAAAUGGCUGUUUCCUGAGGCCAAGAGGAAAUGGUGAAAAGGUUACCUUACCAGCUGCUGAUGAAAAAGUUCACUAAUUUUACUCUGACACUACAGUGGCUGCCUAAUAUACAGAACACUCUGUGAAAGCUUCUUUUACAUAUUCAACAUUACCUUACAUGUUCAUAGCUAUUCAAAUGACAUCUUCUGUAUUUUUUCUUUUUAAUGUAUUUAUUUAAAAAUGAUUAUGCAUUUACAUUUAAAUA